Messenger RNA from Arvicola amphibius (Eurasian water vole), 1586 nucleotides. RefSeq names its product mitogen-activated protein kinase 8 (gene Mapk8). Gene Ontology annotation, cellular component: cytoplasm; nucleus. The transcript is spliced from 13 exons. Bases 294 to 1577 code for a protein of 427 amino acids. Gene Ontology annotation, molecular function: ATP binding; JUN kinase activity. Gene Ontology annotation, biological process: JNK cascade; protein phosphorylation. Lineage: Eukaryota; Metazoa; Chordata; Mammalia; Rodentia; Cricetidae. The record is from RefSeq and is a predicted model, not a curated record.
UGGAGGCAGAAGCAGGCGGAUGUCAGUGCAUUCGGGGCCAGCCUGGUCUACAAAGCGAGUUCUAGGACAGCCAGGGCUACACAGAGAAACCCUGUCUUGGGGGGGGAAGUCAUCCUCCCAUGACUGUUAAUCCUCUGUUAAGGAAUUGAAACAAAGCCCACACACAUCUGCAAAAGUACUAUGAAAACUUUAUUUAAUACAAGCAAUAGAAAAUACCAGAACACACUGAAGGCAACAGCAGGCUAUCCUCGGUGAAUAUUUGGAUGAAGCCAUUAAACUAAUUGCUUGCCAUCAUGAGCAGAAGCAAGCGAGACAACAAUUUUUAUAGUGUAGAGAUUGGAGAUUCUACAUUCACAGUCCUAAAACGAUAUCAGAAUUUAAAACCUAUAGGCUCAGGAGCUCAAGGAAUAGUGUGUGCAGCUUAUGAUGCCAUUCUCGAAAGAAAUGUUGCAAUCAAGAAGCUCAGCCGGCCAUUUCAGAAUCAGACUCAUGCUAAGCGAGCCUACCGAGAACUAGUUCUUAUGAAAUGUGUUAAUCACAAAAAUAUAAUUGGCCUUUUGAAUGUUUUCACACCACAGAAAUCCCUAGAAGAAUUUCAAGAUGUUUACAUAGUCAUGGAGCUCAUGGAUGCAAAUCUUUGCCAAGUGAUUCAGAUGGAGUUAGAUCAUGAAAGAAUGUCCUACCUUCUCUAUCAAAUGCUGUGUGGAAUCAAGCACCUUCACUCUGCUGGAAUUAUUCACCGGGACUUAAAGCCUAGUAAUAUAGUAGUCAAAUCAGACUGCACUUUGAAGAUUCUUGAUUUUGGACUGGCGAGGACUGCAGGAACAAGUUUUAUGAUGACGCCUUAUGUCGUGACUCGCUACUACAGAGCACCAGAGGUCAUCCUCGGCAUGGGCUACAAGGAGAACGUUGACAUUUGGUCAGUUGGGUGCAUCAUGGGAGAAAUGAUCAAAGGUGGUGUUUUGUUCCCAGGUACAGAUCAUAUUGAUCAGUGGAAUAAAGUUAUUGAACAGCUUGGAACACCCUGUCCUGAAUUCAUGAAGAAACUACAACCAACAGUAAGGACUUAUGUUGAAAACCGACCUAAAUAUGCUGGGUAUAGCUUUGAGAAACUGUUCCCUGAUGUGCUUUUCCCAGCUGACUCAGAGCAUAACAAGCUUAAAGCCAGCCAGGCAAGGGAUUUGUUAUCCAAAAUGCUAGUAAUAGAUGCAUCCAAAAGGAUCUCAGUAGAUGAAGCUCUCCAGCACCCAUACAUCAACGUCUGGUAUGACCCUUCGGAAGCAGAAGCCCCACCACCAAAGAUCCCUGACAAGCAGUUAGAUGAAAGGGAGCACACAAUAGAAGAGUGGAAAGAAUUAAUAUACAAGGAGGUGAUGGACUUGGAGGAACGAACCAAGAAUGGAGUCAUAAGAGGGCAGCCAUCUCCUUUAGGUGCAGCAGUGAUCAACGGCUCUCAGCACCCAUCGUCUUCACCGUCUGUCAAUGAUGUGUCUUCAAUGUCCACAGAUCCGACUUUGGCCUCGGAUACAGACAGCAGUCUAGAAGCAUCUGCUGGACCUCUAGGCUGCUGUAGAUGACUACUUGGG